Molecule: messenger RNA, 1951 nt
Organism: Camelina sativa (false flax)
Lineage: Eukaryota; Viridiplantae; Streptophyta; Magnoliopsida; Brassicales; Brassicaceae
Product: auxin efflux carrier component 7-like
Biological process (GO): auxin polar transport; auxin export across the plasma membrane
Cellular component (GO): plasma membrane; endoplasmic reticulum
Molecular function (GO): auxin efflux transmembrane transporter activity
Source: RefSeq, a predicted model, not a curated record
GGGACAUCUCUCGUAAAACUAAAAAUCAUCAAAUUCUUCUUCUUCUCCCCUCUCUCUCUCACUCUCUCACUCACUACUUUCUCUGUUUAAAGCUUCCGUCAUCACACAGAGUACAAUCACUGACACUAACUCCACUUCCUAACGGUUUCUCACACACAUCGAAAAUUUACACUUUUGCCACUCCGGCGAACAAACAAUGAUCACAUGGCACGACCUCUACACCGUCCUCACGGCGGUGAUACCACUUUACGUAGCUAUGAUACUCGCUUACGGCUCAGUCCGAUGGUGGAAGAUCUUCUCACCGGACCAAUGCUCCGGCAUAAACCGUUUUGUCGCCAUCUUCGCCGUUCCUCUCCUCUCUUUCCACUUCAUCUCCUCGAACAACCCUUACGCCAUGAACCUCCGGUUCAUCGCCGCCGACACACUCCAGAAACUAAUCAUGCUCACUCUACUAAUCCUCUGGGCUAACUUCACUCGCUCCGGUAGUCUUGAAUGGAGCAUCACAAUCUUUUCACUCUCUACUCUCCCAAACACUCUCGUUAUGGGAAUACCUCUCUUGAUCGCCAUGUACGGCGAGUACUCCGGCUCGCUCAUGGUUCAGAUCGUUGUACUUCAGUGUAUAAUAUGGUACACGCUUCUUCUCUUUCUCUUCGAAUACAGAGGAGCUAAGAUCUUGAUCAUGGAGCAGUUUCCUGAAACUGGUGCUUCGAUCGUUUCGUUCAAAGUUGAGUCAGAUGUUGUUUCUUUAGACGGACAUGAUUUUCUUGAAACCGAUGCUCAAAUCGGAGACGAUGGUAAGCUUCAUGUUACGGUUAGGAAAUCAAACGCUUCACGGAGAUCUUUUUGUGGUGGUACUAAUAUGACUCCACGUCCCUCGAAUCUCACCGGAGCUGAGAUUUACAGUCUUAACACAACUCCGAGAGGUUCUAACUUCAACCAUUCUGAUUUUUACUCUAUGAUGGGAUUUCCCGGUGGCCGGCUUUCGAAUUUUGGUCCGGCGGAUAUGUACUCUGUUCAGUCCUCUAGAGGACCAACUCCUAGACCUUCGAAUUUUGAGGAGAGUUGUGCUAUGGCUUCAUCGCCAAGAUUUGGGUAUUACCCGGGAGGAGCUCCCGGGUCGUACCCAGCUCCAAACCCGGAGUUUACUGCCGGUACUAAAACCGGUAGUAAAGUUCAGAAAGAUAAUCAUCAUGUUGGAAAAUCUAAUAGUCAUGAUGCUAAGGAGUUACAUAUGUUUGUUUGGGGAUCAAACGGGUCACCCGUUUCGGACAGAGCGGGUCUCCAAGUUGAUAAUGGAGCCACCGAACAAACCGGGAAAUCAGAUCAAGGCGGUGCAAAAGAGAUUCGAAUGAUGAUCUCUGAUCCUCCACAAAGAGCUGGUCCGAUGAACGGAGACUUUGACGGUGCAGAAGAAUCGGAGGGAGUCAAGGAAGUGCCUACCGGACUACACAAGCUUCGAUGUAACUCAGCGGCAGAGCUAAACCCUAAAGAAGUUAUAGAAACAGGUGAAACCGUACCGGUAAAACAUAUGCCGCCAGCUAGUGUGAUGACUCGGCUGAUAUUGAUUAUGGUAUGGAGGAAACUCAUAAGGAACCCAAACACUUACUCUAGCCUCAUUGGUCUCAUCUACGCUCUUGUCGCUUUCAGGUGGGAUGUGGCAAUGCCUAAAAUCAUUCAACAGUCAAUCUCAAUUCUCUCUGAUGCUGGUCUUGGUAUGGCAAUGUUCAGUUUGGGGUUGUUCAUGGCCUUGCAACCCAAAUUAAUCGCAUGUGGAAAUUCCACGGCAACUUUUGCAAUGGCGGUGAGAUUCUUCACAGGACCAGCGGUAAUGGCCGUGGCAGCAAUGGCUAUCGGAUUACGCGGAGACCUAUUGCGUGUGGCCAUUGUUCAGGCAGCAUUGCCUCAAGGGAUUGUGCCGUUCGUGUUUGCAAAGGAGUACAAUGUUCAUCCA